Molecule: messenger RNA, 2448 nt
Organism: Peniophora sp. CBMAI 1063
Lineage: Eukaryota; Fungi; Basidiomycota; Agaricomycetes; Russulales; Peniophoraceae
Source: the annotation of a GenBank genome assembly
AUGGCGCCUGCGCCCUUCACCAAGGUUACCUCCACGAAUACCGACGACCCGGAGCUUGCGCUACCUGAUCAUACUCUUACUGGCUCUGAGUCUACUCCUCAACGUCUCAAGCUGUCUGGUUAUAUGCGCAACCACUCUGGACACGCUUUCAUACGGGCUAAGCCCUUGUACAAGAGUCUCGCGAAGGAGAUGCGCGGCAUGUUCUUGGGCCCGAUGCCGGUCAUGACAUUCCUCAAGAGAUUCUUGCCCUGCGAGACGGAACGUACCUGUCCUAAUAUCAGCAUCGGCGUGCGCGAAGCCGACUUCAAGCUCAAGAAGCGCGUUCCCGGCAAGACGGCAGAGGACAAGAUUUGUAACGCUAUCAACGACUCUGACGUUCUAACCAAUCUCCACUUCCAAAACACGUCCGACUCUCCGCUGUCGAUGUUCGAGUCCUUUCCUGAGAGCGAGAGGGCCGAGCGCAAGAUUGACAUCAGUGCCUUCAUCCGCACCCAGCCCGGCGUCGCACCGAAGCCUGCCUUUGAAGUGCUUCGCCUACCCAUCGAACUCAAACCUCCUGCGGUCGAUAUCGUCGUGAACCCGACAGCGAAGUCGUCCGAGGAGCGCAAGACGCAGGGUUUCGAGCAUCAGACUCCGGAGGCCGUCGAAGCCCGUGGUCAACUUUCCUCGUACACUGUGCAUCAAUUCCAACAUCAGGAUUGUACGCAUGCCUUCUCCGUUCUGAUUUUUGGCUUGCAAGCACGCCUUUUGCGCACCGACCACAGCGGCGUCAUCGUUACCGAAGCCUUCGACUACACGAAAGGCGACCUCUUCACAGAGUUCCUCUGGCGGCUUGACCGCGCCGUCGGUGGCGAUGGAACAGACGAGGCGGGAGUUGAUAAGUCGGUUACACGCCUCGCGCAUGACGACGAGGUCGUGUUGAAGGCGCGCCAGGCAUUCGCAAAGGCAGAGGAUGAGCUGCCGUAUGUUAUUACGCCCGAGACACAGCUGCGUAAGGUCCUCGUGUGGGAUGAGUACGCUUGCGCUUCGGACGAGGAAUUGUCGCCGCGCGAGCUUAUCGUAGCGCCGUCCGUGCAGCAUUCGUUCUCGCCACUCGGGCGCUACACCCUGAGCUUCCCUGCAUACGACCCGAAAACCGAUACGGUGUGCUGGAUGAAGGAUGCUUGGCGCCUUGAAGAGGACGGCUUCGAGAAGGAGGGUGACACCUAUGCCAAGCUAGCGAAGUUGGAGGGCAUCGAGGGGUUGAUUCCCGAGGUCUUGUGCGCAGGGGAUGUCCGCGACUCGAACGGCGAUGUCCAAGCGACAGUAACGCAAGACUACGUCGACGCUGAAUGGGCCGCGCGGUCUGACAACAUUCACCGCUAUGUGCAUUAUCGGAUUGUCUUCAAGACUAUUGGCCGUCCCUUGACGACGUUCAAAAACACGAAGGAACUCGUCCAAGUUUUGGCUGAUGCGCUGAAAGCACAUACCAUUGCUUUCAAGAAGGGAAUGAUUUUGCAUCGGGACAUCAGCAUCAACAAUAUACUCAUCAAGAAUGGACGGGGAUUAUUGAUUGACUGGGACAUGUGCAAGCAUCUGGAGGAGAAGGAACCCCGGAUCCCUUGGCGGACCGGGACUUGGCAGUUCAUCGCCGCACAGCUUCUUGACAGCCCCAAGAGUACAACUCAUACGUUGUGCCACGACCUGGAAUCGUUUUUGUGGCUCUUACUAUACGCGACUCUACGUUAUCGCUAUCGUCUUCCUCAUCUGACGGCGCCUGUCGAUGACAUUCAGGCUCAAUCCAUGUUCCCCGAUCUCGAAGCCGAGGAGGACACGCCGGCCACCCAAGCCGUGCCCGUGAAACAGGCCGAGGUGACCUACAUGGACUGGCCCGAGGUUCAAGACUACGUACAUCACCUGUUCGACGACAAAAAAGAGCAAGGACAGGCGACGCCGAAAGGAGGGGAACGCAAGAUGCACUUCCUUCUGGGCAACGCGGGCCAUCCCUUGAACGACCACAUUGCACGCUCUGUCGACGAUGCCUCAACUCGUAUACCUGUGCCACUCGCGAAGCUCAUCACUGAGCUUCGCGGCCUCUUCGGACCUCUCUACGGUGCUCUCGCGGGGAAAACACCAAACGCCGUUCAAGCUUACGCGGAUAAGCACUUCCGUUCUGCGAUCUAUGUCGAAUACUGUUUCAAACAGGCGCUCAAAGCGCAAGACUGGCGGGACGACGAUGCAGGGCAGGACCACUUCGUCUUCGAACAACGUUCAAGGAAGCGCAGGCGCGAUGUAGAGGAUCACUCGGACUCCGAAGCUGGCGACGACGAUGAGGUUCCGCAGGGUAUUCAGACAUUUGCUGGUCGCGUCCUUCGGUCGAGGAGCAAGAGGCAGAGGGUUGCGGAUGGUGACGAGUCCCCGACUCGGCCAGGGGGACGCGCUGCCUCCGCGCCAAGUUUACUUCGCUGA